Molecule: messenger RNA, 1803 nt
Organism: Ixodes scapularis (black-legged tick)
Lineage: Eukaryota; Metazoa; Arthropoda; Arachnida; Ixodida; Ixodidae
Gene: Fkbp14
Product: FK506-binding protein 2
Exons: 4
Coding region: 190-816 (208 amino acids)
Molecular function (GO): peptidyl-prolyl cis-trans isomerase activity; calcium ion binding
Source: RefSeq, a predicted model, not a curated record
GGAGAGCCCAACGGGAGGGCGUUUCUCCAACCUGAGAGCCGGAAGCACGGACCAGUCUGGCCACGCUGUCCUAGUAGCAGACGUGGCUUUCCCGCUCGCAGCAACCGGCGCAAACGCUGCACUGACAUCAGCGUGGCCAAAAGAUCGUCUUCUUCUUUUCACAGUCGUCCCCGGUCGCGUGAGGACGUCAUGCGGUGCUGUCUGUUACUGGUUGCCUUCGUCGUGGGCGCAGACAUCUGUCUGGCGCAGGAGAAACUCAAGAUCGAGGUGCUCAAGACCGCCGACAAAUGCGAGCGGAAAAGCAAGAAAGGAGAUCUCCUGGCCGUGCAUUAUAAGGGAUCUCUCUUGGACGGCACGGAGUUUGACUCCAGUCACGGGCGGGGAGAGCCGUUCCGAUUCCAGAUCGGAGUAGGUCAAGUCGUCAAGGGCUGGGAAGAAGGCUUGCUCGACAUGUGCGUCGGCGAACAACGAAAACUCACCGUCCCGCCCGAACUGGGCUACGGUGACGUCGGAGCGGGUGACAAGAUCCCACCCAAGUCGACGCUGGUCUUCGAGACCGAGCUCAUGAAGAUUGACGACGGUCCCCCGCCCGUCAACGUGUUCAAGCAGAUUGACGCCGACACAAACGGCCAGCUAAGCCGGGAAGAGCUGGGAAAAUACCUGAAGGACCAGCUUCCAGCUGCCCAGGCUGCAGGACUCAAGGACCUCCCAGACCCGGAGAAGAUGGUGGAGGAAAUCUUUCAACACGAGGAUCGCGAUCGCGACGGCUUCAUCUCCAAGGACGAGUUCAGCGGUCCUAAGCACGACGAACUCUGAGAGUUCAACGCCUUAGUCCAUUUCCACAUUUCAUUUUUUCACUCUCCCGUCGAUGAUCGAAGGUCGUUUCGCCUGGCCUCAAGGUCAAACUCGGACCAAUGAUGUGCCGCCCCUUUAAACUCUGCGACGUCCGAGCCGCAAAAUAUUUUUCUACCUUAGGAUAGGCACAAGUCUUCCAGCCCUUGGGGCUGCCGGAACUCUUACCACAGUUUUUUCACCUUGAAGGUCGUUCUACAUUCUUUCAAGGUCAAACCUGAACUACACCCCUUUUGUGCCACAUUAAAAUGUAGCUCAUACUAGCAGAGUAUAAAACCGUUAGAGGUCUACAUGCAAUGCGAAGUUAGAACCAAACUUUUGCUACUCUCCCGUGUGUACAACUUUUUUAAAUCUAGAAACAAAGUGUAGCACUUUUUGUUGGCUAGCAACAAUCGUUGGUCAGCAGGUUUCAGUGCCUUAAAUCUCAAAAAGCGACAACAUAACAUAUUUAUGCUUUUUGUGAUUUGGAAGGCAGCUACGAUUUUUUUUACCUUGGUUUUAAAAAUUUUUUUCCACGGUUUACAAUGUACAGCACUUUUUCUUUUGCACGACUUUUGCCCAUUAAUUCUAGACCAACUUUUUAGCUCGUUUAAUUUACAAUUAGCAAUUUGGCAUUCAAUGUGUAAAUAUGCAAUUGUUUAAUCUGUACACUAGCAACAGAACUUAUAUUUACAAAUGAACAUCUUAUAUUUACAAAUGAACAAGUAUCACAAUGGCUAAGCUGCGCUUGUCAUUUGCAUGUACAAUCACGGUUGGUGUACAAAUGUGUCGUGGCACUGCCAAGAUCAAACAAUGUUGAACUGGACCGUCCCAUAAAACUGCGUAUACACUGUUGCCAAAAGUUUCAACAUCCUGCAAUUUGGAACGAAAAGAUUCUUAGUACGAAACAUUUCAUGCCUUAUCACAUUACGGGAGCUCAUCGGAUGCAAUAAACCCUUCAUACAAAGACCA